Messenger RNA from Ostreobium quekettii, 1710 nucleotides. Lineage: Eukaryota; Viridiplantae; Chlorophyta; Ulvophyceae; Bryopsidales; Ostreobiaceae. The record is from the annotation of a GenBank genome assembly.
AUGGGACGAAACGGAUACCAGAUCUUUCUCACAACUUGGAAAGAAGGGCUCAGCUCAGGGAGUCAACGCCCAGACUGUCUUCGAGUAGUGUCCAUGAACCCUCCCUGGGAGGACAGCACAAUGAUAACAGCGGCUGUCUCUGGAGCAGACACUGUGCUUGUGGAGCAAACAGGGCAGAAGUUGAAGCUGUGGCUGGUGAUGGGUGAACAAUAUGUAUCAGGCUUGAACAGCUUGGAGAAGAUAGGUCGUGUGCUGGGUCUGGCACCUGAUAAGGACGACAAUGGAUAUGUGUUGGUGGGAACACAGAACGUGGCACAGAUCAGGAGGAAGGACACAUUCGAGGCCCUGGGAGUUGAAGGAUUUGCUCGCGUGUUUGGUGUGGAGGAAGCUGCCGCAGAGUGCUUUCGGCUGGCCACACUUUCAAAGCAGCACGCCGGCCAGGGAGUGAUCCAUGCCGCAAAAUGUGCACUGCUUGAGAGUCUUGAUGAGGGUGCAUGUUUGUCAGGUCUGCGACUGACCAGAAAGCGCCUCUUGGACCCGAUUUAUGGCAUGCAGCUUGUUUCUUCGGGCUCAAGGGCACUGCUGCAGGAGUUAGUUUCGAAGUACAGUGCUGUGUUGGCCUUCAUAGAAGAAAAUCUCCCACAUCGCAGCCUGAAUUAUGAAGUGAAGAAGCCCUUGGACAGGCUGGAGUUGCUGCUACUCUUGGGAGAAGCCGGUGAUGUCAGCGGCCAACAUUGCUUGGGGAGGCUGAGUUGUGGCCAGGCAUUGGAUGACGAUCGUGCAUUCCAUGUGGUGCUGGAGGUUCUGAUUGCCAUGGUGGACGAUCGUUUACUCAUAACACAUGCAACGCCAGAGCUCAUAGAGUACCUACAGCUUAAGUCCAACCUCGCUGGAGACGACCUAAUAUCCCCAGAGGCGUCUGGGUAUGCCCACCUCCUUGCCAGAGUGCACCGUGAGCAGGGUAACAGCCUGGCAGCUGCAACCAUUUUCAGAGCGUUGGGUCAUAGAGCUGAGGGAGUGGCAUUGUCAUUGAGGAUUCAAUAUGUAGCAGCUGCAGUUGAGCAGUACAAGGCGGGCGAGCACAGCGACUACCUAGAAGAUGCUCGUCAUGACCUCAGAGUUGCUCUUGUGCAGGAGAGGCUGGUGCGCCGACUGGAGCUUUUGCAUGAGGACAAUGCCAUUCAGAGGCUGUCCUCUCGUUUAGCUCCUGCACAGGAACUGCACGAUUUCUACACACAAGACUUUCAGAUCUGGGACAUCAGCCUUCACCUCGUGGCCCUUAUGGAUGCUAAUCCUGGGCAUGAUAUAGUUGGCCGGCUGUGGGACCUCCACAUGGCACAAGGCUGGCAUGAGCAUCCUGAAGCGAACUUGAUGGAGAAAUUCCGGGCUGUUUGCUGCCGGGUCGCGGAAUUGGCGCACCACCUCAGGCAGCUUCCUUGUAGCAGAGAUUGGAGCUUCCCUCUGGAGCAUCUGUCGAGCAGGUUGGAGGGCAUGGCGGCGGGAGAACUGCCGGAACCCCACGGCCCUCUGCCAUCAAAAGAAUGCGCUGCGAUGAUAGCGGCAGCACUGGCCCAGGGCGCCGACCAUAAAGUGCUGGCGAAGUUCUACUUCGGACUGGUGUCGAAGCAGUGGAUAUCUCGUUUCAAGGACAGGCUGGAAGAGACGUACAUGGCGAUUCGUGCCACAGCACAGCGGAACUUGGAGAGCUGA